UUUUUUAAUUAGCUAAUCGCACUCGUUCAUUUUCUUCGAUUCUACGCUGACGCCAUUGAAGAAGCUCCGAAUUUCAAAGCUUUAUUAGAUCUUGCUUCAAAAACCCUAGAAUAUUCGCACAGAGACUGAGUCUUCGAUCUGAUCAUCAUCAUCAUCAGGGGCAUUGGGCGCGGCAGGAGUGAUGGGCAGGAAUGACUGUUUAUACCUUGAUUACUGGAUUAUGAAGUGUUGAUUUUUCCUACAAUUUUUAGGCGGGGGAAGCAUGAAUAUCGUGAAGGGUGUUGCCGACCUCAUACGAAGGACUUCCAGUGGCCAAGCUGCAGAGCCUGCUGCUUCAGGGUCACAGCCUCAGAGGUUCUCUCCUCCUGGUCCAAAAAUUCGAUUCAGUGAAGUCGGUAACGAGGCUGUUCUAAAUACUCUUUGGGAGAGAUAUGAGAAAGCCAUUGAUAAGGUGGAAAAGAAAAGGUCGUUUCAUGUUUUCCUCAAGCAAUUUCUGGUGGUGUACAAGAACUGGGAACCAGUUAACUAUGGCCAGUUGUCAGAGGAUGCUUCAACUACCAUCCAACCUGAAGAGUUUAUGUCAUAUUCCAAUGAUGUAGUUUUUGGCUGCUCUGCUGGCCAUCCUGCUGAAAUAAUAUCAGUUUUGACUGAAGAGAUCACAACAUUAACUUCUCUAGUCAACGAGUUAAACACCAGCAUGAUGCGAUCAACAACAGGCUCAUCUGGGGCUUCGACAAGCUUUAGUAUUACUUCUGAAGGAUUGCCUAUCUUGGAUGCUUUAACGAUUGUUACACGUUCACUGCAUAAUUGCAGAGUUUUUGGAUACUACGGUGGGAUUCAAAAGCUUACAGCAUUGAUGAAAGGUGCUGUUGUCCAACUUAAAACAAUAACCAGUGCACUUUCUGCUGAUGAAAGUUUAUCUAACUCUGCUGUAGAGAAGACUGGACUCCUGCAACAAAUUCUUGUAUAUGUGGUGUCAGUUAUAUAUAGUUUCAUUGAUUUAGAUUCAAAUGUAUAUGAGAAGGCUCAGUUGUACAGCAACAGUAUAGGUUUUGUUCCAAGUGGUGGCAAAUCUCCACUUGACUCCUCCAGUAAUCUGAAGGCUCCUUCUUAUGAAAUAAUGCUAUCUUGGCAUCAGAAGGCAGUUGUAUCUGUGAUGGAAGCUGGUGGCCUUAAUUGGUUAGUAGAGCUGUUACGUGUCAUCAGAAGGUUGAGCAUGAAAGAACAGUGGACAGAUAUAUCACUUCAGUAUUUGACCCUGAGAGUUCUUUGUUCAGCACUAUCUGAGAAUUCGCGGGGUCAAAAUCAUUUUAAAAGCAUUGGAGGACUUGAAGUUCUAUUGGAUGGUCUUGGAGUUCCAUCAAGUAAAGCUAUAACACAGAAGGAUUCCCUUUUCACUAAUGAAAAAUGUGAUGAAAACCCCUUGCUAGAAAUGUUCCAGCUCCAUGUUCUUUCUCUGGAAGUUCUAAGGGAGGCAGUCUUUGGAAAUUUGAACAACUUGCAGUUUUUGUGUGAAAAUGGAAGAGUUCAUAAAUUUGCAAAUAGCUUCUGCUCACCUGCUUUCAUGCUUCAAGAAUACAAACAACUGAGCAAUAAUUCUUCUGGGAAGCAUAAUAUUCAGGGGCCAGAUAUUGAUUUUAACAAUGAGAAUAAUAUGAAAGCUUGUACAUCAGAGCAUCUUGUUCCCCUUCCCACCAGUGCUUCUUAUUCUCAACUUUGGAAUGAUUAUAUUGCUAAGUUGGGCAGAGUACUUUGUUCUUUCCUUCUUGCUCCGGAACAUACAAGAUCUCAUAAUGUGCAAGUGUCAGCUGGUCGAGUUGCCAUGCCAGUUUCUUCAGUAUAUGGUGAACUUGCAAUUAAAUGGUUCAUGAGGGUUCUUCUUACUGUGUUCCCUUGCAUUAAGGCUUGUUCAAAUCAGAAUGAGUUGCCAAACCAUUUAAGGAUGUUUGUCAAUACUUUGCAGUGCUAUGUUCUACAAACGUUUAGGAAGGUUCUCGUUUCAUCAACCGUGUUGCUGGAAAUAUUUCGGGAAGAGGGGAUUUGGGACCUUAUCUUUUCUGAGAACUUUUUCUAUUUUGUGCCAGUUUCAGAGGAGUUUUCUGGAGAGUAUUGCACAUACAAUGAGGGGUCCCCAAGGAAGCCUGAAAUAUAUGCUACUUCCAGUAGUGUUGACAGUCAAGUGAAAUCUAGUGGGGUUGAAGUUCUGCAAAUGGAAAUAAUUUCAUUAGUGGAAUUUGCCGCAACUUCUAGUGGUAGUGCACAUAACUUGCCUGAAUCAUCUGCUUUGUUAGAUGCACUUGAACAAUGUGCUUGUAAUCCUGAGAUUGCUGGUGUUCUUGCCAAGAGUCUACUACACAUGAUACAGCUUGCAGCUGAGAAAACUGUUGCUUCUUUUAAGGCACUCAAUGCAAUUCCCCGGGUGCUUAAAGUUGUUUGCAUUCAAGCCCAAGAAUCUAGAAGGUCAGGAAAUAUGGGCCCUUCUAUUGAGGUUAAUUAUGCAGAAGCAACUCAAACUCUAAGUCAUCAGAAAUCUGAUUCACAUGAGAUAGCACAAAGUUGGAUUAAAUGCAUGGAAACAUCCAUGGAGCUCUUGACAGAAUUUCUCUUAAUAGCAGAUGAUGCAAGAAGUUUAGUUUUGCAUAGUUCCACAUGUAUUGAUUGUUUGUUUGAUCUAUUCUGGGAAGAAGGUUUAAGAAGCCGUGUACUUAAGCAUAUACUUGAGCUCAUGAAGAUAGUACCAUUCAGUGAGGAAAAUCAAAAAGCAAAGUUGCAGUUAUGCUCCAAAUUUCUAGAAACUUUUACUGAAAUAAAGGAACGAGGAAAAAAUUUUGCAGAUCUUUCCAUUGAUCUUUUAAUUGGAAUGAGAGAGAUGCUUCUGACUGAUCCAGUGUACUAUCAGGCUUUGUUCCGUGAUGGAGAGUGCUUUUUGCAUAUUGUGUCUUUAUUGAAUGGUAACCUUGACGAAGCAAAUAGUGAAAAGUUGGUUUUGAAUGUCCUCCAAACUCUGACCUGUCUGCUUGCGGGUAAUGAUGCCUCAAAGGCUGCAUUUAGAGCUCUUGCUGGCAAGGGUUACCAGACAUUGCAAAGUUUGCUGUUGGACUUUAGCCAAUGGCAUCCAGGAGAAGGGCUAAUGAAUACACUGCUUGAUAUGCUUGUAGAUGGAAAGUUUGAUGUAAAAUCAAGCCCCAUAAUAAAGAAUGAAGAUGUCAUCAUACUUUAUCUUUGUGUUCUACGGAAGAGCAGUGAGUCAUUGCGGCAUCAUGGGCUCAAUGUGUUUCAACAGCUGCUUAGGGAUUCCAUUUCUAAUCGAGCGUCUUGUGUCAGAGCAGGAAUGCUAAACUUUCUUCUUGAUUGGUUUUCUCUAGAAGAUACUGAUAAUGUCAUCUUGAAAAUUGCCCAGUUAAUUCAGGUCAUUGGUGGGCAUAGCAUAUCUGGGAAGGAUAUCCGCAAAAUCUUUGCCCUCCUCCGAAGUGAGAAAGUUGGGAGUAGGCAACAGUACAGCUCACUACUGUUGACCACUGUUUCGUCAAUGUUAAAUGAGAAGGGACCAACUUCCUUUUUUGAUCUCAAUGGGAAUAACUCUGGGAUCGUAAUUAGAACACCUCUCCAGUGGCCUCUCAAUAAGGGUUUUUCUUUUUCAUGUUGGCUUAGGGUAGAGAACUUCCCAAGGAGUGGAGCAAUGGGUCUUUUCAGUUUUCUUACAGAAAAUGGUAGGGGGUGUGUGGCUUUGGUUGCAAGGGACAAGCUUAUUUAUGAGACAUUAAAUCUGAAGCGACAAUGUGUCCCACUGCAUGUUAAUCUAGUUAGAAAAAAAUGGUAUUUUCUUUGUAUAACUCAUAGCAUUGGAAGAGCUUUUUCUGGGGGUAGCUUAUUGAGGUGUUAUGUGGAUGGUGAUCUAGUUUCAUCUGAAAGAUGCAGAUAUGCAAAAGUUAAUGAAUCAUUAACAAGUUGCACAAUUGGUGCAAAACUUAAUGUGCCUAUAUUUGAAGAAGAAAACACUUUGGAGUCGAUCAAAGAUUCAGUUCCUUUUCUUGGUCAGAUUGGUCCUAUUUAUUUGUUUAGUGAUGCCAUUUCUUCUGAGCAAGUCCGGGGUAUCUAUUCCCUUGGACCAAGCUAUAUGUAUUCCUUCCUUGAGAAUGAAGCAGCACCUUUUUAUGAUCACCCGUUGCCUAGUGGAAUUCUUGAUGCUAAAGAUGGUCUUGCAUCCAAAAUUAUCUUUGGACUCAAUGCGCAGGCAAGUGAUGGAAGGACAUUGUUUAAUGUUUCUCCAGUGUUUGAUCAUGCAAUGGAUAAGAACUCCUUUAAAGCGACUGUGAUGCCUGGCACACAAUUGUGUUCAAGACGCUUGCUGCAACAGAUAAUUUACUGUGUUGGCGGUGUAUCUGUGUUUUUUCCUCUAAUCACCCAGUCUAUUAAAUAUGAGAAUGAAGCAAGUGCACAAUUUGAACAUACAUUGCUGACACCUAUCACAAGAGAGCGUCUCAUAGCUGAGGUUAUUGAGAUAGUUGCUUCGGUCCUAGAUGAGAAUUUAGCAAAUCAGCAGCAGAUGCAUCUUCUUUCUGGAUUUUCUGUACUUGGAUUCUUGUUGCAAUCGGUUCCUCCACAGCAACUUAAUUUGGAAACACUUUCUGCUUUGAAACAUCUCUUUAAUGUUGUUGCAAACUCUGGCUUGGCAGAGCUGCUUGUCAAAGAUGCUAUAUCUAGCAUAUUUCUUAAUCCUCUUGUCUGGCUCUACACAUCUUACAAGGUUCAGCGUGAAUUGUACAUGUUUCUCAUCCAGCAAUUCGAUAAUGAUCCAAGGUUGCUUAAGAGUCUAUGUCGGCUCCCUCGUGUUCUUGAUAUGAUACGCCAAUUUUAUUGGGAUAAUGCAAAGUCUCGAUUUGCCAUUGGCAGCAAGCCUCUUCUGCAUCCCACAACCAAACAAGUUAUUGGAGAGAGACCUAGUCUAGAAGAAAUACAUAAAAUCCGCCUUCUAUUAUUAAGUCUUGGCGAAAUGAGCCUCAGGCAAAGUAUUUCAGCAGCAGAUACAAAAGCUCUCAUAGCUUUUUUUGAGACGAGUCAGGAUAUGUCAUGCAUUGAGGACGUUUUACACAUGGUUAUUCGUGCUGUUUCUCAGAAACCACUGCUUGCUCCCUUUCUUGAACAAGUUAAUACCAUUGCUGGCUGUCACAUUUUUGUAAAUCUUCUUCAGAGGGAAUCUGAGCCUAUUAGAUUGCUUAGCUUACAGUUUCUAGGAAGACUUUUGGUUGGUCUUCCAUCUGAGAAAAAGGGACCAAGGUUCUUCAAUCUAUCCGUUGGAAGAUCCAGAUCGCUUUCAGAGAACCCUAAGAAAAUCAGUUUAAGGAUGCAACCAAUUUUCUCAGCCAUGUCGGAUAGGUUGUUCAGGUUUCCACUGACAGAUAAUUUGUGUGCCACCUUGUUUGAUGUUCUUCUUGGUGGUGCUAGCCCCAAACAGGUGUUACAGAUGCAGAACCAGCUUGACAGGCAGAGAAGCAAGGGGCAUAACUCUCAUUUUUUUCUUCCUCAGAUAUUAGUACUCAUUUUCAGAUUCCUAUCAUGUUGUGAAGAUGUGCCUGCAAGAAUGAAAAUAAUCAGAGAUCUACUUGAUCUUCUUGAUUCAAAUCCUUCAAAUCUUGAAGCUUUUAUGGAAUAUGGGUGGAAUGCUUGGUUAAUGGCUUCUAUACAGCUGGAUGUGAUAAAAAACUACAAAGUUGAGUCACGAAAUCAAAGUGACAAUGAGAUAAAUGAACAGCGUCUUGUGAGGAACCUCUUUAGUGUUGUUCUUUGUUAUUAUAUGCAUUCUGUAAAAGGUGGCUGGCAGCAGUUGGAGGAGACGGUGAAUUUCCUUCUUGCAUACUUUGAGAAGGGAGGUGUUUCUUAUCAGUACUUGCUUCGUGAUAUAUAUGAUGAUUUGAUACGGAGCCUGAUGGACUUAUCUUCUGAGGAGAAUAUCUUUGUGUCUCAACCAUGUAGAGAUAAUACAUUAUAUCUACUAAGACUGGUUGAUGAGAUGCUUAGCUCCGAAAUCGAUCUUAAACUUCCGUUUCCAGCAAGUAGCGCUGAUUUUUCUCUGGACUCCUUAGAAUUAGAUUGUCACAAAGAUUUUAGCUCUGCUUUAUAUGAGAUUUUGCAGGAAGAGGUCGAUGACCAAAUAUCCAGAAAUCUACGGGGUGGCAAGCAGCCAAUCGCAAAUGAUGAUGAUGUUUUUGAUGAGAAGUGGUGGAAUCUAUUCGACAGUUUGUGGGUUAUUAUUAGUGAGAUGAAUGGUAAGGGACCAAGCAAAAUGUUACCUAAAUUUUCAUCAGCAGUGGGUCCGUCUUUUGGCCAAAGAGCACGUGGCUUAGUGGAAUCACUGAACAUUCCUGCUGCGGAGGUGGCUGCCGUUGUUGUAUCAGGAGGCAUAGGCAGUGCGUUGGGUGGAAAACAUAACAAAAAUGUUGAUAAGGCUAUGCUUUUACGAGGGGAGAGGUUCCCACGCAUUAUUUUUAGACUUGUAAUUCUAUACCUUUGCAAAUCUUCAUUGGAAAGAGCAUCACGGUGUGUCCAACAGGUCAUUUCACUUUUGCCAUGUCUUUUGGCUGCUGAUGAUGAGCAAAGCAAAAGCAGAUUGCAACUUUUCAUCUGGGCUUUGCUUGCUGUUAGGUUGCAGUUUGGAAUGUUAAAUGAAGGUGCUCGUUUUCAUGUUAUAUCACAUUUAAUUCGAGAAACCGUCAACUGUGGCAAAUCAUUGCUUGCUACUAGCAUUGUGGGCAGAGAUGACUCCACAGAUUUGGGCAGCAAUUCAAAAGAAACAGGAUCAAUUCACAACCUACUUCAAAAGGAUCGAGUCCUUACAGCAGUUGCUGAUGAGGCAAAAUAUAUGAAGACAUUAAAAACUGACCGUAGCAAGCAGUUGCAUGAGUUCAACACUAGGAUGGAUGAAACUUUCUCUUCAGAAUUGAAUAACAAGAAAGCUUUUGAAGAUGAGAUACAAAGUAGCUUGACUUCCAUUCUUGCUUCUGAUGAAAGCAGAAGAGCUGCAUUCCAGCUUACUUAUGAGGAGGAGCAGCAAAAUGUUGCUGAAAAAUGGAUACACAUGUUUCGUGCUUUGAUUGAUGAGAGAGGUCCAUGGUCUGCUAAUCCUUUUCCCAAUAAUGCUGUCACACAUUGGAAGCUUGACAAGACAGAAGAUACAUGGCGACGCAGAGCUAAACUAAGACAGAAUUAUCGUUUUGAUGAAAAGCUGUGCCAUCCUCCCUCCACUGCCCCUAGCGAUGAGGCGACUCUUCCUGCUAACGAAAACAAAUCUGGUUUUGUGGGCUUAAUUCCUGAACAAAUGAAGCGCUUUUUGCUGAAAGGGGUACGGAGGAUAACUGAUGAAGGGGGCUCGGAAUCCAAUGAUUAUGAUGCUGAACAAAGUGGACAUAAGGCCUCCAUCCCUAAGGAUCCUUCAGAUACUCAGGGCUCAGAGAUAAAAGACAGUAGUGACCUGAAGGAUGUUUUGCAAGACAUAAAAGAUUCUUCUUCCUCUUCACCAGAGACAGAAGCUAGUGAGGUUCUUUUGUCAGUUUCAUGCGUACUUGUUACCACAAAGAGAAAAUUAGCUGGCCAUUUGGCAGUCAUGAAAGAUGUCUUGCAUUUCUUUGGUGAAUUUUUGGUUGAUGGUACUGGAGGAUCAUCAGUUUUUAAGGACUUCCAUGCUUCAAGCAAUUCUGAUUUCACCAAGUCUGAUCAAAAGCAGAAGUUUCUAAAGUGGCCUAAUUUUGAUUUGGUACCUGAGAAGGGGAUCACAACUGAUAAUUCUGAUCCAAUAAAUGAAAAUGUGCAUCAGAAACAAUUAAAAAAUGUUAAGCGCCAUAGGAGGUGGAACUUAGGCAAGAUAAAAGCUGUCCACUGGACUCGCCAUUUGCUCAGAUACACCGCAAUAGAGAUUUUCUUCAGUGAUUCGGUUGCCCCUGUAUUUUUGAAUUUUGCAUCACAGAAGGAUGCAAAAGAUGUUGGAACCUUGAUAGUUACUACCAGAAAUGAGUAUUUGUUUCCGAAAGCAAGUAAUAGGGACAAGAGUGGAGCUAUUUCGUUUGUAGACAGACGUAUAGCCCUAGAGAUGGCAGAAACUGCGAGAGAAAGGUGGAGAAGAAGGGAGAUAACAAACUUUGAGUAUCUAAUGAUACUAAAUACACUUGCAGGAAGAUCUUAUAAUGAUUUAACGCAGUAUCCUGUCUUUCCUUGGAUCUUGGCUGAUUACUCCUCUGAGGUUCUUGACUUUAAUAAGUCAUCCACCUUUAGGGAUCUCUCAAAACCCGUUGGAGCACUGGAUUUGAAACGAUUUGAGGUGUUUGAAGAUAGAUACCGAAAUUUCAGUGAUCCUGAUAUACCCAGUUUCUACUAUGGGUCUCACUACGCAAGUAUGGGGAUUGUGCUUUAUUACCUUCUUCGAUUAGAACCGUUUACAUCUCUUCACCGUAAUCUGCAGGGUGGCAAAUUUGACCAUGCAGAUCGCCUAUUUCAAAGCGUUGAGGGCACAUAUCGGAACUGUCUUUCCAAUACGAGUGAUGUGAAGGAGUUGAUUCCUGAGUUCUUUUACAUGCCUGAUUUUCUUGUCAAUUCAAACUCUUAUCAUUUAGGAGUGAAACAAGAUGGCGAACCCAUAGGUGAUGUUUGUCUCCCUCCCUGGGCCAAGGGCUCUCCUGAGGAAUUUAUAAAUAGAAAUCGAGAGGCCCUUGAAAGUGAAUAUGUUAGCUCAAAUCUUCACCACUGGAUAGAUUUGGUGUUUGGUUACAAGCAGCGUGGAAAACCAGCAGUGGAGGCAGCAAAUAUCUUUUACUACCUGACUUAUGAAGGUGCUGUUGAUCUGGACACCAUGGAAGACGAUUUGCAAAGAGCAGCAAUUGAAGACCAAAUUGCAAAUUUUGGACAAACACCAAUCCAGAUUUUCCGUAAAAAACACCCUAGGAGAGGGCCUCCAAUUCCUAUUGCUCAUCCUUUGUACUUUGCACCUGAUUCUAUUAAUUUGACUUCCAUCGUUUGUAGUGCAAGUUCUCCACCAUCUGCUUUACUUUAUGUUGGUGUAUUGGACUCGAACAUUGUCCUUGUGAACCAGGGGCUGACCUUGUCAGUUAAGAUGUGGUUGACAACCCAACUACAAACUGGUGGAAAUUUCACCUUCUCUGCCUCCCAGGAUCCGUUCUUUGGAGUUGGUUCUGAUAUUCUUUCUCCUCGUAUAAUCGGGAGUCCGUUGGCUGAGAAUUUUGAACCUAGAGCACAAUGCUUCGCAACAAUGCAGACACCCUCUGAGAAUUUUUUGAUCUCAUGUGGCAAUUGGGAAAAUAGCUUUCAGGUUAUUUCCUUACAUGAUGGCAGAAUGGUGCAGAGCAUCCGACAGCAUAAGGAUGUGGUCAGCUGUGUUGCAGUGACAUCUGAUGGAAGCAUCCUUGCAACUGGAAGUUAUGACACUACAGUCAUGGUGUGGGAAGUUUCCCGUGGUAGAAGCCCAGAAAAGAGAGUGCGUAACUCAAAUACAGAGCUACCCCGUAAAGACUAUGUGAUUGUUGAAACUCCCUUCCAUAUUCUUUGUGGGCACGAUGAUGUGAUCACAUGCUUAUAUGUUAGCGUGGAGCUUGAUAUAAUUAUCAGUGGGUCAAAAGAUGGAACUUGUGUUUUCCAUACCCUAAGGGAGGGAAGAUACAUAAGAUCUCUACGCCAUCCUUCUGGCAGUGCAUUGUCAAAGCUUGUUGCCUCUCGGCAUGGGCGGAUCGUGCUUUAUGCUGAUGAUGAUCUCAGUUUGCACCUUUAUUCAAUUAAUGGAAAACAUAUUGCUGAAUCUGAAUCCAAUGGACGCCUCAACUGUGUGGAACUGAGUGAUUGCGGUGAAUUUCUGGUUUGUGCAGGUGACCAAGGGCAGAUAGUUGUACGCUCUAUGAACUCACUUGAGAUUAUAAAAAGGUAUAAUGGAGUUGGAAAGAUAAUAACAUCUCUAACAGUAACCUCAGAAGAAUGCUUCUUAGCUGGGACAAAAGAUGGAAACCUUCUUGUGUAUUCUAUAGAAAUUCCUCAACAUCGCAAAGCCAACAAUCCUCGACAUGCGAAAUCCAAAGUUUCUGGAACAGGAUAGAUCACUAGUGAACAGCAUAAGUCAGGAAGUUUUUAACCGGGGCUGAUCUAUUUUGUUAUUGCCAGGAGCGUCUACUAAAUAUUGUAGAAUGUUUGAGCCAUGUCCAUUACAUGUUGAGAUGUGAUGGCAAUGAAAGGAUGCACACAGUUCCGUCAGCAUUUUAAUUGAACAGUUUGGAAGUGUAUUCAAAUUUUACUUCACAAUGACAUAUACAGGACUCAAGCAAGCUCCAAGAUGAAUUUUUUUCUGACACCAUGGGAUGGGGAAACUGUACCUUUUAUAAAUUCAUUCUUCCAUUCAUCUCCAUCUUUAAAAAAGGUCAGCCUAGAAUCGGUGUUGACACAUACAUGUACAUUAAAAUAAUAGGUCAGAAUAGAAAUAUUGUGUAUUAAGAAUAGCAGUAUUCCUGCUCUUUUUCCUUCUUAAAAUAGUAAGUGUUAACCCUUCAAAACGUUGUAUAGAUGGCUCUGAUGACUUAUCUAAAACAACCGAAAAGAUGUAUAGAUAGGCUUUGAUGCCUUGCUAAAAAGCAUAAGGAAAUUUUUUUCCCUCAA
This is a messenger RNA of Quercus robur (English oak), 10644 nucleotides long. RefSeq names its product BEACH domain-containing protein B. Bases 263 to 10090 code for a protein of 3275 amino acids. NCBI's taxonomy places the organism in Eukaryota, Viridiplantae, Streptophyta, Magnoliopsida, Fagales, Fagaceae. Gene Ontology annotation, molecular function: protein binding. The transcript has 41 exons. The record is from RefSeq and is a predicted model, not a curated record.